This is a messenger RNA of Maylandia zebra (zebra mbuna), 9241 nucleotides long. Its product is annotated as DNA (cytosine-5)-methyltransferase 3A. Gene Ontology annotation, cellular component: nucleus; cytoplasm. NCBI's taxonomy places the organism in Eukaryota, Metazoa, Chordata, Actinopteri, Cichliformes, Cichlidae. The record is from RefSeq and is a predicted model, not a curated record. Gene Ontology annotation, biological process: negative regulation of DNA-templated transcription. Gene Ontology annotation, molecular function: methyltransferase activity.
GGGAGCGCGCAGCAACGGAGAGAGAAGACCCGUUUGAACGCGAGGAGAGAGAGAGAGAGAGAGUUUGAGUGCGAGUGGGUGUGAGAGAGAGAGAUCGAGAGUGAACGAGAGGAGAGAGAGCGACGACCGUGAGGGUCCGGGUGCCUGAGGGACGGACGACACGGAGAGGGGGAGGUCUGAGGGAGCGCGUUAUUGUCUGACAGACCGAGACAGGUUGAAUGAAGCUGCACCUGGUGCUUCUGAGGGCAUUUCCCAUGUUUUGAUUUGCUCUGUUUUUUUAACUUUCUAAACUUGGUUUCACCGAGCUGUUCCCUGCCAUGCCGUCCAACAGUCCUGCUACUGGUGAACCACCCCAGACGCCAGAGAACGACACUUCUAACGAUGUGAGUGAAGAUGGUGCAGACCAGGACAGUCCAGAGGAGGGGACACCGGCGAGCCCCCGCAACAAGCGCAGAGUGGGUCGUCCCAGCAGGAAACGCAAACAGCUGCUUCCUGAGAUGGCAACCUCUGACCCCUGUGCAAACGCCCCCCCAACUCCGCCUGAGGAGCCGGCGCCUUCACCCUCCCCUCGCAAGAAGCGCGGGCGUCGGAAACAAGAGCCAGCGGAGAGGAAUAAGGACGAGCCAGAUGACAGAAACUGCGACUCCCCCAGAGAGGGAGAGACUGGAAGGCUGCGGAGAAGGCCAGUCCCCAGAGUAACUUUUCAGGCUGGAGAUCCAUACUAUAUCAGCAGGAGACAGAGAGAAGAAUGGCUCAGCCGCUGGAAGAUGGAGGCAGAGCGACGGGCCUACCGGGAGGCAGAGAUAAACAUGAUGGAUGACCUCUCAGAAGCUGACUUUCAGAAAGAGGAGGAGCCCGCCAGCCCUGCCCCUCCCCCUUCACAACAACACACAGACCCUGCCUCUCCGACGGUCGCUGUGACACCCGAGCCGGUCGCCAGGGGAGAACAGGCCACGCCCAGUGAGAUUGAAUACCAGGAUGGUCGGGGCUUUGGCAUCGGGACUCUGGUGUUUGGAAAGCUGCGAGGUUUCUCCUGGUGGCCCGGCCGGAUUGUUUCCUGGUGGAUGAGCGGCCGGAGUCGAGCUGCAGACGGCACUCGCUGGGUAAUGUGGUUUGGUGAUGGCAAAUUCUCUGUGGUCUGUGUGGAGAAGUUGAUGCCCCUGAGCGCUUUCUCAUCUGCCUUCCACCAGCCAACCUACAACAAACAGUCCAUGUACCGGAAAGCCAUCUUCGAGGCUCUGCGGGUGGCCAGCGUCCGGGCGGGGAGGCCAGUUCCUUCCUGUGAUGGCAGUGAUGAUGCAGAGGGGGUGGAUCUUCAGACCAGAGAGAUGAUAGAGUGGGCCAUGACCGGCUUCCUGCCCGCUGGUCCACAAUCAUUGGACCCUCCAGAGGAGGAACAAAAUCCAUAUAAGGAAGUGUACCCAGAGAUGUGGGGGGAGCCUGAGGCUGCGUACACACCUCCACCUGCAAAGAAACCACGCAAAAACACGCAAGAAAAAGCAAAGAUCAGAGAGGUGAUCGACGAAGGGACCAGAGAGAGACUUAUAUUUGAGAUCAAAAAGAAGACCAGGAAUAUAGAAGAUAUCUGCAUCUCCUGUGGAAGCCUCAAUGUCUCCCUGGAGCAUCCUCUGUUUGUAGGAGCAAUGUGCCAGGGCUGCAAGAACUCGUUCCUGGAGUGCGCCUACCAGUAUGACGAUGAUGGCUACCAGUCCUACUGCACCAUCUGCUGUGGAGGCAGGGAAGUGCUCAUGUGUGGCAACAACAACUGCUGUAGGUGUUUUUGUGUGGAGUGCGUGGAUCUCCUGGUCGGGGCUGGCUCGGCAGCGGCAGCCAUCAAAGAAGACCCCUGGAACUGCUACAUGUGUGGACCCCGCAACACCUACGGCCUACUGCGACGGCGGGAUGACUGGCCCUGCAGACUACAGCAUUUCUUUGCCAACAACCACGAGCAGGAAUUUGAGCCGGCCAAGUUGUAUCCCCCAGUUGCAGCAGAGAAGAGGCAACCAAUCAGAGUCCUCUCUUUAUUCGAUGGCAUUGCCACAGGUCUUCUGGUGCUGAAAGAUUUGGGCAUCCAGGUCGAAAAGUAUGUUGCAUCAGAAGUGUGUGAAGACUCCAUCACUGUCGGCAUGGUUCGACACGAGGGACGCAUCAUGUACGUGGGAGACGUACGCACCGUAACUCGCAAACAUAUCGAUAAAUGGGGACCAUUUGACCUGGUGAUAGGAGGAAGCCCCUGCAACGACCUUUCCAUAGUCAACCCUGCAAGGAAAGGACUUUAUGAGGGGACCGGCCGGUUGUUUUUUGAGUUUUACCGUCUGCUGCAUGAGGCGCGGCCAAAACCCGGCGACGAGAGGCCGUUCUUCUGGCUGUUUGAGAACGUGGUCGCUAUGGGAGUCAGUGACAAACGGGACAUCUCCCGCUUUCUAGAGUGCAACCCAGUGAUGAUCGACGCCAAGGAGGUUUCUGCUGCCCACCGCGCUCGCUAUUUCUGGGGAAACCUGCCCGGCAUGUCCAGGUUGUGCUUUUCUAAAUACUGCAGGCCACUGACACCGAUGGCAAACGACAAGCUGGACCUACAGGAGUGCCUGGAGCAUGGCCGCACAGCCAAGUUUGAGAAGUUGCGUACGAUAACGACACGCUCCAACUCUGUGAAGCAGGGGAAAGACGAGCAUUUCCCCGUCUACAUGGACAACAAGGAGGACAUACUGUGGUGCACCGAGAUGGAAAGGGUGUUUGGUUUCCCCGUCCACUACACCGACGUGUCCAACAUGAGUCGUCUGGCCAGACAAAGGCUUCUGGGGCGUUCGUGGAGCGUCCCUGUCAUCAGGCACCUUUUUGCUCCUCUGAAGGAGUAUUUUGCCUGCAACUAGUCACACACACCAACUCCCUCCCACGUACAGACACACACAUAUAAACAGAAACAGACACUGAUAACCAUACACAGUGUACAGUCAGUACAUGAAGGUUGGCUGACGCAAAAUGAAACAGAUGACCGGACAUAGACACACAAACACUCACAUACACACUCUGUAAAGGACUGCUUCCUGAGAUCCCUUGUAGACCACUGGCUGACCUUAGUCCCCUGGUGCUACCGUGCUACCACACACACACACACACACACACACACACACACACACACACAGGUACAGUUUUCUGUCAUACACAAACUUCCUGUCCGACCUUGAAACUGAUGUCUUCUGGCUUUACUGUGUCGUAUCAGCUGGAGUUCAAACCUCCAGGGGGCGCCAAACUAACACAGAUGCCCUGCCUUUUUUCUGUCUUUAAGAUCUCUAUGAAUACGUACAAACAGACCAAUGAGUCCCGCAACACUUUACUGUAUUCAUGUGUUGUGAAAACAGAAAGACACACAAACACACGUAACAUUCGUGGUGCUGGUCAGGCAGUGAUACAAUCGAAAUGGUGCCACUUUAAUACAACACUUUUACAGAUUUUGGUGCUCUUGGAGACUGAAUGGUCUCUGCUUGUUUCAGUCGCUGCAGUUUUGAGUUCAAAUAGACGAGCAGGUGGAGGCAACAGCAGGCAAAACAGGUAGCUGUGAGGUUUAAGGAUUGAAUGAGGGUGCAGGAGAGUGUCCAAAAGGAAGAUAACGCAGCUUAGAUUUCUUGAUGCAUGCUCCAGGUAAGGAAAUCCCAAAAAGUUGAUUCUGGACAUAGCGCUUUCAAUGGGAGGAACGUUUCGCUCGAGUGAACAGCGGAAGUGGAAGAACAUUGUACCAAAAAGGCUUCAGUAAAGCUGGGAAGACACCUAAAGGAAGCUCCAGGCAAUCCUGGAAAGAAGGACAACUGCUACCUAAGCAAAAAUGUUUAUUGAUCUUUUUUUUUUCAGGAGUAAUAGAACAGCUGAGACGUAUUUUCUGUAAACACCACGUCUCGGUAGCUUUCAAACCCUAAAACACCCAGCGCCAAAAAUUGCUCCCCCCAAAGGAUCAGGUCCCCCAGCACAAACAGAGUAAUAUAGUUCACGCUGUUAAGUGCCAGAAGGAUUGCCACGAUUCAUACAUUGGGGAAAUCAAACAACCUCUGGCUAAGCGGAUGGCAUCUCUGAAUUGAGGAGGACGCCUAAGAGUUCAUCUUUUCACUUUCAUGCUGUGAUUGCAGUCAUUCCCCAACUCUCUGUGAAUGGUAUGGCAAUUUGCAUGUUUAUGAUCAUGAAACUGACCUCACAGUCCAUUGUUACUCACUGGUGCUAGUUUUAGUCAUUAUGCAAAGGUACUGUUUAUAAGGUUGGGGAAACCUGCAGUCAGGUGAGACUGAGGAAGUCACUGAAAAUGCUACGUCCAGAUGAACAGAAUCAACUUUUUGGGACCAGCUCAGAUUAAUAUAUAGAUCGUUUUUCUUAGUGUGACUACAGCUUAAUAAGACUAUAACCUUUAAAUGUUUCUUAAAGGAGGAGGAUGCUCUUGUGCUACAAAUAAUCCUUGCAGAUGAAUUUAUACCUCAGUGCAAAGAAAAGAAAGAAAAAGAGAUCCACUUUUAUCUAAAGCAAAAUGAAAUAAUAAAAUAAAACAGAAUUUUAUUGGGAUGCAGCUGUGGUUUGAGGAGUUUAUUUUACUUGUUAAUGUUUGAUUUUUGUAUUUUUCAGUAGUUUCUUGUGUCUCCAGGGUGGACUUACUAUUAUCACUUUAGUUUCAGUGUUAGUUUUACUUCUCCUUAUUAUGAAAUGUAUGGUAGUUUUUAUCAUGAUGGAAUAAUACAAUACAACAAAACAAACACAGAGAUGAAGACAUCCUGGUGUCCUCAACCUGGUUGACAAAUUGACUAAAACCGAAGACAGUUGCUGUAUAGUUUAAUAUUUUAUAUAGUUUUGUAAGUGUUUUGGUUAGUUUUCGUUUUAUUUCAGUGAACUAAUUUGUGGUUUAGUUUCAGUUAACUUUAACAGCCUUAUUAUAAGAUCAAAAUGCUGACAUAUAUAAAAGCAAAAAACCUUCUGAAUGUAAACAAAAGUUAUGAAAUUUAAAACUAGUACAGUAGAAACAUCCUUGCUGCUGUCUGCAUCCUCAGUGUUUAGAGUGCCCUCUAGUGGGAGACAACCAUACUUCAUACUGCAAAUGUACUCUAUACACCGUAUAUAAAACACAAGCUACUUCUACUUUCCUCACAACAAGCAAACCAUCUCUGUACUGUACUGAUUACUUCCUGGUGGUUUUCAGACACUAGGUUCACGAAUGCUUUUAAUAAUGAAAAUAUUUCCUCGUGUUUCACUUACGCUGGGAUGACAACUGUUAAAUGACUUUGGUGCUCAUUUUCAAUGUAAUAUUACUCUGAUGUCACUCAGCUGAUGAUCAUCAGGAACAAGUAGAUGUUAUCAUAUUAUACCAAAGUUUGCCUCGUUAACAUUAUUGGAGGCAGAAGACGACGUUCAUUGGAUGUUAGGUUGAUAGAUUUGAAGUUAAAUUCAAGUAAUCUCAAAUUUAACUUGAUUAUCUUUUGACUUCCUCUAUUUCUUCAAGGUAUUGUUUAGGGCUAAUGGGAAAUUUCUGUAAAAUGUUAUGCUAACAACUCUCCAGCAUCAUAAAUUCCAAACAUUAAGUAAUGUGCAAAAUAAUUUAGUGUUUGAGUGGAUUUGAGAUCAUGAAAUGCAAAUAUAUUUAUUGUUUAGGACGUGGCACAGUGUCCUCCAAAUGUGUACUAACUGCACUAACUCCAAUGCUUUUGUUGUCUGUUUUUGAACUGGCAUUUGAACAUAAGAUCCAAAUACUGCCAAGAUACCAAAGUAGAAACUGGAUUUAGCUUUUGUUUCAUUCUAUUCAUAUUUUAUUUUUUAUAUGUACAGUGAACUCAAAUGUAUACUAACAGUAUUCCGAGUUUCAUAUGAAAAUCUCACCUCAAAAUAGAAGUGAACAGUUUUAAUCAAACUUUUUUUUUUCCUUUAAAUUCACAUCAACUUAGCAGAAGAAGGUCUUUUGACAAUUCCUUAAAUAUGUUAGAGAGAAAUCAGCCGUUGGUGAAGUAGGACCGUGUAAUACCACUUUGUACCACAAGAUAGCACAUCAGGUUUAUGUAUUAUUACUUAGGCUGGCAGUCUGGCAAAUGAAAGGAGUAAAUGAAUGAAAGGCCUCUUGAGGAAUAAAAGCAAAUAUCAGAGGGUAAAACCAUAUCAACAGAGCCACAUGGAAAACACUGCCCCCUGAUGGUGAAGGAUUUAGUUAAAAGCUGCAAACAGCUGCAAAAAGCUCCUUUAAAGAGAAAGCCCCUCGAGGCAUUUAUUUGGACAGUUUUGAAAUACUAUCUAAAUUAGCUUUAAUUUCAAAGGUCACUGGGACAUAAGAAACAGAAAUAAGAAAAAGAAAGAAGGUAUUUUUCCCCUGGAAGUUAAACUUCUAUCAACAUAGCAAAAUUCCCAGGAUCUCAGUUCAGGAUGUCUGUGUCUCUGUUUAUGUGCUUUCAAUCUCCAACUCCAACCAUAGGGAAUAUAAAGGACAGGAUUUUAUCCAUCAACUUAAAAUAACCAGUAGUCUUUUCUUGCAUUGCCCCCUGCUGGUCAUUCAAAAAAAAAUCCAGGUUUAAGGCACUUCUGUCUUUUACAGAAUGAGGUUAAACUCAUUCUGCAGGAUUAUUUCUGCCUGCAGAGCACCAUCGCCUCCGAGAAGCAUUAACCUAAAACAUUGGUGGUUAGAAGUAGAAAACAUUCAGCAUCCUCUUCUCAGCAGCAUUUUACGCUCCCUCCUCUUACAAUGCAGCUUCUUUCUGUGCCUCAGCUCCACUGUCAGUUAAGUGACUAGUCUGCCAUCCCCCUGGCACUCGUUCUCCCCCUGUGCUUCACAGGGAUCCAAAACGUCCUACAGUCACCGUUCUGCGUCGGCUGAAAGCAGAGGCCGACUUUACUCUGUGGACAAUAUGCUGGCUUUCUACUUCCUGUGACUGAAACAGAUAGCCCUGUAUAAAUAAAAAGAAGCUUCCUUAUGUAACACAGGUUCAGCUGUGUGAGCCUUCUUGGGUGUUUCAUCUGCCUUUCACCCAAUGCAUGCUGGGAUGAACUCAGCUGCUCUGUGAAGAGGAAAUGUCAUCCAGUGUGGUGGCUGUAUUUAUUACACACACACACACACACACACACACACACACAUGAGAAACAAGUUCAUAUGUAUGUUUUAUUUAGACAGGGCUGCCUUUAGAGAAAACACUUCAGUCUGGUGCUUUUGGUCCUCGGACGACCAUCUUUUCCAGGAAGCCUUCCGAUCCUCAGACCUUCCUCAGAUACCAGCUAACAACUGGACACAUGCAGUCUAUGCCGUCUCACACACACAAACACACACACAGACCUUCACACAAACAUGCACAACCUCUCAUAGCCACAGUAAGCCAGCAGGUUCAAAGAUUUUGUUCCAUCGUGUUUACUCUCCGUUUCUACAACCAACCUUCAGGUGCUUUUUAAACUCUGCUCUUUUUUACAGUGCUCUUCCUGCAGGUCUCACACACACUCACACUCUCAUUUGCUGGAAACAGCCUUCAUGCUUCUCCUUUCGCUACAGAACACCCAACACCGCUACACUCACACAUGCAUACACACUGUGUUCUUGCCGGCCGCCUGUCCGCCAUCAGGCUUUCCGCAGCGCUGCUGGCUGUGACAUCAUCAUGGCCCACGACGCUUGGUGCUCCCAAAUCCUGCCCACCCUUACCCUAAUCUCUCCCUCACUCCAAUAACCCCACCUCGCCCUGCCCUGCCCCUCCCCAGGUGCUGCAUGUCAGUCAGUCAGUGUAAUCUCCGAUUCCAUGUUAGUUUAGGGAGUAACGAUAAUAAUAAUAUGGUAAUAAUAAUUACAGUAAUAAUCUGUUAUUGUGUGUGUGUACUGUUCCAGGUUGGUGCUCAGUUCAGUUCAGUCUCAGCCUAGAGUGGAGAGAGAGAGGCUAGAGAAAGCAUAUAUUACAGUUAGUAUAGUGACUUGUUCUAUUUUAAAUCGUUGAAGCUAUGAGCCGCGCGAUGCUCUCAAACAGAGACGGGUUGAGUUAAAGCUGUCUGUAAAAGCUGAAUUUCCACUGGCACAAGGCAGUUCCCAGUCUGGAGGUCCUGAGACUUAAGAAACGUAUUAAUAAAAUACAUGAGCUUCACAGAAUUUUAUCAUUUCAGAUUUAUUUAAGGCCGUGUGCAGAUCUGAUCCAUGCCAAAACAUUUAAAUCAAAUUUAAUAACUUAGUUCCUAAAGUUUUGGUCAACCGGAAAUCUGAGCUUCUUCAGAAGCUGUUAAACAGUUAAAUAACUUCACAACUUUUAGAUGGGGAUAUUUAUAUCUAGAUGUAUAUACACGCCAAAGUAGCCAUAAUAUUAAAGUACCUGCCUAAUAUUGUAUAGGCCCCCCUCAAUCUGGGAAGUUUAGAGGCCACAUCCAAACAUCAGGCUUGUUGUUGCGUUCCUCGAGCCAUAUUUGUGGUGUGCUGAGGGAGACCACUGCCAUUGGGGAGUGCCCUUGCCAUAAAAUGUGUGAGCUUGACAUGUAAGCCAUUGCUUGGUGGGCGUUUUGUGACAAAGUGACACCUGACUGUACGCCAGGAUCCAAAUUUCUCAGCAGAGCAUCGCAUUAAAAGCGUGAUCACUCACUGCAGCUGCCAGUGGUUUAAGUCUUGGGGCUCACCGGCGUUUGUUAUAUUUGCUCUGGAGGCUGCUGGUUCAGCACAGGCAUGACGAUUUUCAGCCUGUUUACAGUUUCCAGCUGUUUAUUUUCCUUUUCUCCAACACGUCUCUGUGUGAGAGCUCCAUGGGGGGGAAAAGUGUGAGGAAAGGAGCUGACGUUUUUAAGUGAUGGGUGAUACGGUGAUGAUGUUUCUGUUCGCCUAUCGACAGCUUUUAGGCUGAGUGAUGCGCUGUUUUAAACACUGAUACACUUUCAAACACACACAUACAUACACAGACAAACACACACUGCUAUGACACAGAGCAACCGACGCUCACACGCAGAGAUACAUGCACAACACCUACAAAUACAAUGCUGUGGCGCAUGCAGACACUCAUCUCAUGGACUAAAUGUAAGAUGAGCUUUUAGGAAAAGGAGGACCUGUUGGUGUUUCAAAAGGUGCUAAAAUUUUAUCUGAAAACAAGAAAAAUUUAUUGUUAGGAGUAUAAAUCAAGUUUGUCUUUACAUUUACUGUAUUUAUGUUUGCGGUAGUGAAGAAAGGCACUAUUAUUAUUUUACUCUUGUAUGAAUAUGAACUAAUUAAAAAGGCAUUUUAACUUUGUACUUGAACAGUGUAAGAAAUGAACCGUGAAUAAACAAGAACUGUUUAUUGUGA